Erigeron canadensis is the source of this 2979-nucleotide messenger RNA. RefSeq names its product probable LRR receptor-like serine/threonine-protein kinase At3g47570. NCBI's taxonomy places the organism in Eukaryota, Viridiplantae, Streptophyta, Magnoliopsida, Asterales, Asteraceae. Gene Ontology annotation, molecular function: protein kinase activity; ATP binding; protein binding. Gene Ontology annotation, biological process: protein phosphorylation. The coding region runs from base 1 to 2979 and encodes 992 amino acids. The transcript has 3 exons. The record is from RefSeq and is a predicted model, not a curated record.
AUGACUAUCACCCAACAUCUGGUUAGUUUGCAUAAGGUGAACAUUUUCUUUUCUUGUAUCGUGUUAUUUUGCAUUCUUCCCUUGGUUGCUUUUGAUGUUGAUGGAGGUGAGACAGACCGCUUAGCCUUGCUCUCAUUUAAGGAACACAUAACAUUGGACCCCAAUCACAUCAUGAGAUCAUGGAAUGAUUCGGUCCAUUUUUGCAACUGGUCAGGUAUUUUGUGUGGUCAAAAGCACAAGAGAGUUGUCGGCCUCAAUUUGUGGUCAUGGGGUCUUUCUGGUUCAAUAUCACCUGCAAUGGGUAACCUGUCCUUUCUCAGGGCAAUUUUCUUACACAACAAUAGCUUCAGGGGCAACCUCCCACAGGAAGUUGGCAAGUUAUCGAAAUUAAGGAGGCUAGGACUUCAUAAUAAUUCUCUGUCAGGUGAAAUUCCUUCAAAUCUAUCCCAGUGUCUGAAUCUUGUAGAACUUGAUCUAGGAGCUAACAAUUUCAUAGGGAUUUUUCCUAAUGAGUUUGAAUCACUCACUAAGCUUGAAACCAUACUCCUCGACAGGAAUAACCUGACAGGAGAAAUACCCAAGUUUAUUGGGAACUUUACAUCCCUUCAACAAAUAGCUGCGAAGUCUAACAAUUUCCACGGAAGCAUUCCAGAUACUCUAGGCCAGUUAUCCAAUUUGUCACUCUUUAUGUUCCCAAUGAAUAUGCUUUCAGGCAUUUUGCCACCCUCAUUUUUCAAUCUUUCGUCGCUGACAUAUAUAAAUUUGCCUCAAAAUUUGUUUGGUGGGAAUCUCCCUACAGACUUUUCACAAAGAUUUCCUAGCCUCCUAUUUUUAGGGCUUGCUAUAAAUGAAUUUACUGGACCCAUUCCACCUUCAUUAUCCAACGCCUCGAAUCUUGAAUGGCUAGAACUUGGUGAAAACUUAUUCACCGGAACAGUUCCUAGAUUUGAUAGGCAAACAAGGUUGACAUGGUUUGACGUUGUUGGUAAUAAACUUGGGAAUGGAAACUCGGAUGACUUAAAUUUUGUAUCGUCCUUGGCAAACUGUACUAACUUAACUGUUUUGCUUUUCGGUAACAACAAUCUUGGAGGAGUCUUACCAAAAUCAAUGUUCAACUUUACUCAACUCACUCAACUCACGGUAAGAAACAGUUUAAUUUCUGGGGAUAUCCCCUCUAAAAUUGGACAACUAGUUAACAUUAAUAGACUCAUGCUAAGUAACAACCACUUCAUUGGUAGAAUUCCCGAAACAAUUGGGAAUCUCAGAAAUAUGGUUACGUUGACAUUCCAUGGUAACUCAUUAUCAGGUUCCAUACCUUCCUCAUUCGGAAAUCUCACUCUAUUGAGUGAACUGGGUUUAGAUUAUAACCAUCUUGAGGGAACUGUUCCGUAUAGUAUAUCAAAUUGUACGCAGUUGCAGGUGUUGCUACUGAAUCAUAAUAAUCUCAGUGGUUACAUACCUAAAGAGAUUGUCAGCCUAUCUACCUUGACACGAGGUCUUGACCUUUCGGAUAACCAGUUUUUUGGUUCUCUUCCUUCCGAAGUUGGCAAUUUAAAGAAUUUGGCUAAUUUAAAUGUGUCAAACAAUAUGUUGUCUGGGGUAAUUCCACCUAGUCUUGGAGCAUGCACGAGUUUGGUUGUAUUAUCUAUAUCAAGAAACAUCUUUGAAGGAGAAAUUCCAGGUUCAUUUAGUUCAUUAAAAGGACUAAGUUUGCCAUUACUUGGAGCUUUUAAAAACAUAAGCAUCGUUUCUAUUAAUGGAAAUGCAAAUCUGUGUGGCGGUGUUCCAGAAUUUGAGUUGCCUGAGUGUCCCCUUGAAGAAUCAGAAAGGAAAAACCAAACUCCUCGUACCUUAAAAAUCAUCAUUCCAAUCGUAAGUGUGGUAUUUUUCGUAAUCAUAGCGGUAUCAUCUUAUUUGGUUUAUAAACGAAAGUAUGGUAAGAUUGCAUCUAUUGAUAGUGAUUCCAAUAUGAAAAGCUUUCCACAACUAUCUUAUGGAAACUUACAGAAAGCGACCAAUGGGUUUUCUUCCGAAAACUUAAUAGGCUUUGGGAAGUUCAGUUCUGUCUAUAAGGCCGUUUUGUCUCAAAAAGAUGGACCACUAGUUGUUGCUGUGAAGGUGCUAAAACUUGCAGUUCAUGGUGCUCACAAGACGUUUAUUGCCGAAGGUGAAGCUUUGAGAAAGAUUAGGCACAGGAAUCUUGUGAAAAUCAUAACUUCUUGUUCAGGAACUGAUUUUCAAGGGAAUGAUUUCAAGGCUCUUAUCUACUCAUAUAUGGUCAAUGGGAGUUUGGAAGACUGGUUGCAUCAGCAUCCGAUAGUUGGUCUAGAGAUCGAGGAGGCAACCAGAUGUUUAAACUUCAUUCAAAGGUUGAACAUAGUGAUAGAUGUGGCUAGGGCCCUUGAUUAUAUUCACUUCCAGUGUGGAUCACCGAUGAUCCAUUGUGAUCUCAAGCCUAGUAACAUUCUAUUGGAUGCCGACUUGGUUGCUCAUCUUGGUGACUUCGGCUUAGCAAAAAUUCUUCAAUAUACCACACAUGAUCUUUCCGCAAGCCACUCAAGUUCACUUGGUGUAUUAGGCACAAUAGGCUAUGCUGCACCUGAAUAUGGAAUGGGAGGUCAAACCUCCACGUACGGCGAUGUUUAUAGUUUUGGAAUCCUCCUACUUGAGACUUUUACAGGAAAACGUCCUACUGACGAAAUGUUCAACAAUGGUCUGGGUCUUCAUGAUUUUGUGAAGAUGGGUAUACCUGAUCAAGUUAUGGAAAUAACUGAUCCUGUCCUUCUCGAAACAGGAGAAGAGGAAAAUGAACAUUAUCGUGCACACAGAUCAAUCAAGGAGUCGCUAACUGCAGUUUAUCAAAUCGGCAUUACUUGCUCCAUGGAAACGCCCGGAGAUAGGAUAGACAUGACCAAUGUGUUUAAUCAACUACAGUCUAUCAAGAAAAGUUUUCUUGCUGGUAGAAACAACUUAGCGUAA